Molecule: messenger RNA, 4516 nt
Organism: Lates calcarifer (barramundi perch)
Lineage: Eukaryota; Metazoa; Chordata; Actinopteri; Centropomidae
Gene: pde11al
Product: phosphodiesterase 11a, like
Exons: 20
Coding region: 42-2870 (942 amino acids)
Biological process (GO): signal transduction
Molecular function (GO): 3',5'-cyclic-nucleotide phosphodiesterase activity; protein binding
Source: RefSeq, a predicted model, not a curated record
ACACUUGAGUGUCUCAUCUGGUCCUCACAGCAGCCCUCACCAUGACAACAUUUGACUUCUCGGAUAUAGAGGCGUUCUUGGACUGCCACCCGGAUCUCUUCGAGGAGUAUCUCGUUCGGAAGGCGAAAUGCGAUCAGGUUAGCAGGUGGUUGAAGGAGCAUCAGCCGUCCAAAGUGUCCGCGGCCGAGGAGAAGCGCGGCGCCGCCAGGGACUCGCUCUGGCCGAGCAACCCGGACGGGCUCCGGCGCAGGUCGUCCCACAUGGAACUGAGACGCAACUUCGCCCGAUCCAAAGCCACAACCGCGCACCGGACCUACGACGAGCAUGUGAGCCUGAGCGAACACGAGUCCCAGUCCAGCAUGAGGCGCCGCGCGCUCCUGCGCAAAGCCAGCUCCCUGCCUCCGACCACCGCGCACAUCCUGAGCGCCCUGCUGGAGUCCAGGGUCAACGUGCCUCAGUAUGCGUCCAGCGCCAUCGACUACAAAUACAGGCUCAGGGAGACCAACGAGAGGGAGUUCUUCUUGGAGUUAGUGAAGGACAUCUCCAACGACUUGGACCUGACAAACCUGAGCUACAAGAUCCUGAUCAAUGUGUGUAUCCUGGUGGACGCGGACAGGUGCUCGCUUUUUCUUGUCGAGGGACCCGCGCACAAGAGGACACUGGUGUCCAAAUUCUUUGAUGUGCACUCGGGUACCACAGUCAGACCAUCCUCCAGCACACUCAACUCCAAUGAGGUGCAGGUGCCGUGGGGAAAGGGUAUCAUCGGAUAUGUGGCAGAGCAUGGGGAGACUGUGAACAUCUCUAAUGCAUAUGAGGAUCACCGCUUCAGUGAUGAGAUAGACAAGUUAACAGGCUACAAGACUCAGUCCAUCCUCUGCAUGGCCAUCUGUAACAGUGAUGGAGAAGUCAUUGGUGUUGUACAAGCAAUCAACAAAAGUCCCAUAGGCACUCCCUUCACUGAGGAUGAUGAGAAGGUGCUGCAGAUGUAUCUACCAUUCUGUGGAAUAUCGAUUUCCAAUGCCAAGUUGUUUUCGGAGUCUCGCAAAGAGUAUGAAAGGAGUAGGGCUCUGCUGGAGGUGGUCAACGAUCUGUUUGAGGAGCAGACUGACCUGGAGAAGAUAGUCAGGAAGAUAAUGCAGCGAGCCCUGACCCUACUACAGUGUGAACGUUGCUCUGUGCUCCUCCUGGAGGACAUCGACUCACCUGUUGUGAAGUUCUCCAAGACGUUUGAACUCAUGUCUCCCUUAUGCAACAUUGAUCGAGACAUCAGCAUGGAGAAGCUUUCAUGUUCUGAUUGGCUGAUCAAUAACAGCAUCGCUGAGCUGGUGGCUUCUACGGGACUGCCUGUUAACAUCAGCGAUGUGUGUCAGGACCCACGCUUUGAUGCUGAGGCGGAUCAGGCCUCAGGGUUUCACAUCAGAUCAGUGUUAUGUGUCCCUAUCUGGAAUCGAACUCAUCAGAUAAUUGGGGUCGCACAAAUUCUGAACCGACUGGACAGGAAGACUUUCAAUGAUGCAGAUCAGAGACUGUUUGAGGCAUUUGUGAUAUUCUGCGGACUUGGAAUCAACAACACUAUGAUGUACAAUCAAGUUAAGAAGACGUGGGCCAAACAGUCUGUAGCACUGGAUAUGUUGUCCUACCACGCUACCUGCUCCAAGGUAGAAGUUGACAGACUCAAGGCAGCCAAGAUCCCCCUGAGCAGUGAGUUAGGCAUCGAUGAGUUUCACUUCAACGACUUCUCUUUGGACAAUGACGCAAUGAUCACCGCGUCACUCCGAAUGUUUCUGGAACUUGGCGUCGUGCAGAAGUUUAAAAUUGACUAUGAGGUUUUAUGCCGCUGGCUUCUGACUGUGAGGAAGAACUAUCGAACUGUGGCAUAUCAUAACUGGAGGCACGCUUUCAAUGUUUCCCAGUGCAUGUUUGUUAUGAUCACAACAGCCAGUUUCCAGGACGUCUUGUCAGAUGCAGAGAUACUGGCCCUGAUGGUCGGCUGUCUGUGUCAUGACUUGGACCACCGAGGGACCAACAAUGCUUUUCAAGCCAAGACAGGUUCUGCUCUGGCUUUGCUGUAUGGGACAUCAGCCACCCUGGAGCAUCAUCAUUUCAACCAUGCAGUCAUGAUCCUACAAAGCGAGGGUCACAAUAUCUUUGCAAACCUGUGCUCUAAAGAGUAUAGCAACAUGAUGCAACUAUUGAAGCAGGCCAUUCUCUCCACAGACCUUACUUUGCACUUUGAGCGAAGGACCAAGUUCUUUGAGUGUGUUCUGUCUGGAGAAUUCAGCUGGACAGAUGAAGGACACAGAGAAGUUCUCAGGUCUAUGCUGAUGACAGCGUGCGAUCUCGGUGCCGUCACACGUCCUUGGAAGAUAUCCAAACAGGUUGCAGAGCUAGUGACGAGCGAAUUCUUUGAGCAAGGUGACAGGGAGAGAUCUGAGCUUAAGUUGACCCCAGCGGCGAUAUUUGACCGUAAUCGCAAAGAUGAACUACCUGCCUUACAGUUAGAGUGGAUCGAUGGGAUCUGUAAACCACUUUACCAGGCGCUGCUGAAGCUUAACAGGAAGUUGCAGCCAAUGGUCGAUGGGAUUGAUGCCAAUCGCAAGAAGUGGCAGGAACUCUGCUCAUCCUAUCAGCAGACACGCAGGGUCUUGAUGUCAAAUCAGAGUACUGAAUCAGAACAGAGUCCUGAGUCCCAUGAGGAUGCACAAACCAGCCAACACCUAGAGUCCACAGAGACUAUGAAGCUGGUUGAAAACGCCAAGUUUGCAUCAAAGUCUAAAUGCAGCCAGGAUCUGAAGUGCAGAAUAAACAAAGAUUCCUGUGACGAUCAACCAGCGUCAACUGGCAACACAACAUCUUCAGGAAAGAAGUAAAGCAAGCAAAGUGUUAAGUAUAGGUUUAUCAAUGGAACUCUUCCCAUGUGUACCUGGUGAAUUUCUAACACAUGCGUUACCCUAAAAUGAUUUUUAAAAAUCUGGGUAAGUUAAAUGCAGUUUUCAUCUGCCGAGCAUAUUGCUUCUCCUAAGUGUCACUGUGCUAAACUCAGGAGCGGGAAUAAUUUCCGUUUAUCAGACUUUAUUUAAAGGGCAGUUUCCCAUUUCUAUCUAUCUAUCUAUCUAUCUAUCUAUCUCUCUCUCUAUCUAUCUAUCUAUCUAUCUAUCUAUCUAUCUAUCUAUCUAUCUAUCUAUCUAUCUAUCUAUCUAUCUAUCUAUCUAUCUAUCUAUCUUUCUGAAAGCUUUUUAUUACUGAGAGGUAUUAGAAUGAGAGACUACUGUUGAAACCAAAGAGGGCCACUUAUUACUGUAAUGUUUUGUAAUGGGAACUGCCUCAAAAACACAAGCCCAUUGGAAUGCCUUUACAAAACAGAAAGGAAUCACUGUGAUUUCUGUCAGUCACAUAAAUUUCCAUUAUGAAUGUAGACCGGAGCCUUGACCCUGUUCCUGAAUGUUUUCUUACUGGUAGGCUGUCUUACCUCAGUUGUAAAUCUUAGGCUGCAUGGUGUUAUUUUCAGUGUUUUGGAGGUUAACUGAACCUUUUUGGCCGUCAACUUGUUCUGUGAAUUGCAUGUUUGUAUCAUGUGUGUGUAACCUCCAAAUUCCUUGGAAAAUUAUGGCACGGAGGAAUACAAUUAAGAAUACAAAUACUUCUGUUCUAUGGUUUUAAAGGUAACUUACUGUAAAAUGAUGGUUCACUUUAUAAAUUUAUAGUUUUUAAUUAUAGUAAUUCUUUAUUUUUCACUUGAAUGACACAAAAACAUAACUGUAAGUCUGUUCAUUUAUUUUUUUCCCCCCAUUCUACUCUCUCUUUAGAGGUGCCCAUGACACCAUUCAUAUGCAUUAGCUGAGCAAAGUUUGGCUAAUUUCAUUGUUUAGCAUAUCUUUAAACUGCACGCAGCAGCAUGAAAAACAUCCAUGUUGUCUCACUUUGGGUAAGAAUGAAUAAUGUAAACUGAGCUAUGCCUUUUAAAGAUUUGUAGUGUAUAGUAUAUACAGUAUGUAAAAUGCCUAAAUAGAAGCUUUAAGGUUUACAUAAAGCAAAAUAUGUAUAUAUGCAGGCAUUUGUUUCUGUUGUUUGAGCUUUAUCAUCACUGUGUUUUGUAAUUCAGACCAAACAGCAUGCUGAUUAUGUUGAAACCGCAUGUAUCAUGUUUGAUGUUGACACUGGACAUUAUCUUGAUGCCUUUGACUGCCCUAUGAGAUUUGCUUUGCAUGAAAUUACUGUAAGGGAACUAUUCAGUGUUGUUACGUAAGAAUAUUGUAGCUGCACUAUUGUUGUUGAGAACAGAUACAGAUUUCUAUUUUCGAUCGCAGACUGUACCAAAAUUAUACAUUCAUUAUUUUUCAUACACUGGACUCUAUAUUUAUGCAAGAUGUAGAAUUGGCAUUUUCUCCUGCUAUUUAUACACUGUCCACUAAAAAUACAUUCUUAGAGAAGACAAGAAAGUGCUACAUUUCAGAUGAAAGGGAGUGAGUUAACUCCAGCUGAUUUUGUGAAUAAAAUGCUGUGGCAUGGAACCUGA